This is a messenger RNA of Labrus mixtus (cuckoo wrasse), 4418 nucleotides long. It is a transcript of the gene bbs2, whose product is annotated as Bardet-Biedl syndrome 2. Bases 226 to 2373 code for a protein of 715 amino acids. Gene Ontology annotation, cellular component: motile cilium; ciliary basal body; membrane. The transcript has 18 exons. NCBI's taxonomy places the organism in Eukaryota, Metazoa, Chordata, Actinopteri, Labriformes, Labridae. The record is from RefSeq and is a predicted model, not a curated record. Gene Ontology annotation, biological process: non-motile cilium assembly. Gene Ontology annotation, molecular function: protein binding.
UCUCACGUCUCUUCGACGUAACUGUGAUUUCUAGCUAGUUUAAAAGCUGGCUAGCUCAUUUUUUACCGAAAUCUAAUAUUUACUGUGAAUACGGGACCAGGUAAGAGUUUCUGUUACAGUUUCUUUUAAAAAGUGAUCUUGUGUGUUUUAUUGCAGUAGGAUCCCAGUGGUUUCCGGUGAUAUCAGAAACAUCCCCGUUAAGAUUAAGGUCUUACAGCAGGCGCUAUGUUGGUCCCCAUAUUCACGCUGAAGCUCAACCACAAGAUUAACCCUCGCAUGGUGACUGUGGGGAAGUUUGAUGGAGUCCACCCAUGCCUGACUGCAGCCACACAGGCAGGAAAGGUUUUUAUCCACAACCCUCAUGCUCGUGGUCAGAGACCUGUGGCCCAUCGACUGAGUCAGAGCGCUCAGGAUUCAGACAUCUCUCUGCUCAACAUUAACCAGGCAGUCACUUGUCUAACAGCAGGGACACUGGGACCAAACACCACUGGAGACACACUGUUGGUGGGAUCCCAGACCAACCUGCUGGCUUAUAAUGUCCAUGACAACGCUGAUAUAUUCUACAGAGAGGUUUCUGAUGGGGCCAAUGCUAUUGUGCUGGGGAAACUGGGGGACAUCCCGAAUCCUCUUGCCAUCAUUGGAGGAAACUGUGCCUUACAAGGCUUUGACUACCUUGGCAAUGACCAUUUCUGGACAGUGACUGGAGAUAAUGUCAGAUCUCUGGUGCUCUGCGACUUCACUGGGGAUGGGAAAAAUGAGCUCCUGGUAGGAUCGGAGGACUUUGACAUCCGAGUAUUCAAGGAGGAUGAGCUUGUGUCUGAGAUGACAGAAAAUGAGACAGUUACAUCACUGUGCCACAUGCAUGGCAGCAGGUUUGGCUAUGCUCUGGCUAAUGGAACCGUGGGAGUCUAUGACCGCACCGCCCGUUACUGGAGGAUUAAGUCUAAGAAUCAUGCAAUGAGCAUCCACGCCUUUGACCUGAACGCAGAUGGCGUGGUGGAGCUCAUCACUGGCUGGUCCAAUGGAAAGAUUGAUGCACGCAGUGACCGCACAGGCGAGGUUAUUUUCAAAGACAACUUCUCCUCAUCUGUAGCCGGAGUGGUGGAGGGGGACUACAGACUGGAUGGAGAGAAACAACUUAUCUGCACUUCUAUAGACGGAGAGGUCCGGGGUUACCUGCCAGCCAGUAAGGACCUAAAGGGGAAUCUUAUGGACACCAGUUCUGAACAGGACCUCAUUAGAGAGCUCAGCCAACGCAGACAAAACCUCUUACUGGAGCUACGCAACUAUGAGGAGAACGCCAAGGGUGUGUCCGAGACUAACAGUGUCAUACCAGCCAACACUCAGCUCCAGACGGCGCUGUCAGUGAAACCUGCUACAGAAGCCCAGAAGGCUCAUGUAGAGCUCAGCAUUUCAACACCAAAUGAAACCAUCAUCCGUGCAGUGCUCAUCUUUGCAGAGGGGAUCUUUGAGGGGGAGAGUCAUGUGGUCCACCCCAGCGCCCAAAAUCUGUCAGGCUGUAUCCAAGUCCCCAUCGUCCCCCCCAAAGAUAUCCCAGUAGAUCUGCACAUCAAAGCCUUUGUUGGAGGGAAAACGAGCUCAUUGUUUGUCAUCUCCAGCACCCAAUUCCAUGUGUUUGAAAUCACACGGCAGCUGCCUCGAUUCUCCAUGUACGACAUCUCAGUUGACUCCUCGGAUGCCCCGCCCACUGGAAGGGUCACCUUCAGCAUCAACGACCGACCACAGCGGGUGGUGAUGUGGCUGAACCAGAACUUCUUGCUUCCUGAGGGAGUAGACAGUCCCAACGUCAGUUUUAAUUCACUAAGAGGAGGUGGACUUCUGUCCAUCAGCAUCAGCAAUGGACAGAUCACUCUGAGAACAGACGACAUUGACCUGGCAGGAGACCUGGUCCAGUCCCUGGCGUCCUUCCUGGGCAUAGAGGACUUAUCAGCAGAAGCAGACUUCCCAGGAUACUUUGAGGAGCUACGCACUACACUCACUGAGGUGGAUGAGUUCCACUCGGUCCAUCAGAAGUUAACCGCAGCCAUGGCUGACCACUCCAACUACAUCAGGAACAUGCUCGUGCAAGCAGAGGACGCUCGCCUUUUGAGUGACAUGACAACUAUGAAGAAGCGUUACAGAGAGCUGUACGAUCUAAACAGGGAUCUGAUCAACGAGUACAAAAUCCGUUCUAACAACCAUAAUGCAUUACUGGUCUGCCUCAAGUCUGUAAACCAGGCCAUUCAGCGGGCAGGACGACUCAGAGUGGGUAAGCCCAAGAACCAAGUGAUCUCCGCCUGUCGAGACGCCAUCAAGAGCAAUAAUGUCAACUCACUCUUCAGGAUCAUGAGAGCGGGCACAGCAUCCUCCUGAGGGUGGAAGACGUUUUGGGAAUACAGGAAUGGACAAAAAGAGAAAAGGGACCAUAGAUGGACAUAAACACGACCGAUCAGCUCUGUAAUGUUGGACUAACUCUUCGCAAGCAUGGCGCCUGCACAGCCUUUUCAGCACAAUGAUGAAGACCAAAACCACACAUGGAGCAGAAGUUCCUAAGAAUGUGGAGCAGUAGUAACCUUUAACCAUCUUAUGUCAUGAUUUAGGUAUAAACAGCAGCCAGGUUUUUGUCUCUAUAAAGAGACGUCUGCAUGAAAGUGAAGCUCACAAUCUGUUCUAAAUCAAACAUUUCAUCUUGACGCUGUCAUGAAAACCAUCUACGUUUAGGUUCCCUGACUACCUGAACUGCAUCAGAAAUGAUCGAUCUGACCUCCUUUCAACAAACAAGCAUUCUGAAAGUGGUUUUCUUCUCCCCUUGAGGAUAGUCUUAAAGGCCACAUAUUAUGCAAAAUGCACUUCACCAUGUUCCUCUAACACUAACGUGUCCCUAGUCUGUCUACAAACCACUCAAGAAUGAGAAAAGUCCAUCAUCUCCGUCUUCUGCCUGCUCCACUUUUCAGAAAAUGUGUGCUCAAACAGGACGUUUGGAGAUUUUCCCUUCAUGACAUCACAAAGGGCAGUAGCCCCUCCCCCAGGUGUUCUGCCCUCUUGAGUCUGACUUCUCACAGUAAACAAUAGGACAUGAUGCAAGACAGCCAAAGCCCUUCCAGAGAGGGGGCGUGGUCAGACACAGCUCCUUUACAUAUUUAAAGCUACAGACACAGAAACAGCCUGUUCUGAGCAGGGCUGAAAUAGAGGGGUGACAUGAUCAAAUACAGGAACAGAGUGGAUUUAGUUUUGGGGGAGCUCUGAGACUUGUUUAAACUUGUUGAAAAGGAGGAUAAUAUGUGACCUUUAACAAUGCUUACAUUUUUUCUAUUUAAGAAAUCUGAGUCAUGAUGAUGAUAUUUCUGCAGAUAUAAGAUCUGGUAAUUGACAGUAAGCUAAGAAACUAUGUUUCUUUUUUGGGCUACCAUCACUGAAGAAAGUCAGAGGGAAGCCUUUUGUGUUUCUACUGUUCUGAACUGAAACUGUACUGAAACAGAACGGGUGCUACUUCAGUCUUUGCUGGAAGUCUUUCUUUAACCCAAACUGCUGGUUACAGUGCAGUUACCAACAAACUGGCAUCCGUUCCCAGAGGCAUAUAUCAUCAUCAGACAAUGAUAGACUAGGAUUGCAGAUUGUUUCCAGGUGUUGAUCUUCAGUUGUUUGGAAAUGUUUAAUCAGUGACAUAUUUGCUUCAUGAAUGUAAGUGUAGGAGUCAUCUCACAUGAGUGACACAACUGUUACUAGAGUUCAGCUGGACCAGAGUAAAGUAUGGAGUAUCACUUAUAAUCAAAAUCAAUGAGACAAAAACAUUAACAUUGAUCUGUAAGGUUCAGCAUAUUGCUGCUGUCUAAAAAUAAUGCAAAAAAACAAACUUUCUUCAGUACCUCAAAUAUACUGUCUGUUAGCAUCAAUAGGUAAGAGUUAUGCUUGAUGUCCUUUGAAUGUUCUAGAAAUGUUCCAAAUCAUGUUGCACAAUAAUUGUCAGAGAGUUGUUUAAACUUCAGAGAACUGAUCCAGACUGUCUUGUGUUUUUCCAACAACCACAUGAGGGGUUUGGGAAAAAAAAUCAUGAUCUUCUGCACUGGCACUCUGAAUGUUUAAAUCAGUGUGUGUGUGUGUGUGUGUGUGUACACGCGGUGAUGUUUAGAGAGAGUACAGCUGGAGCGAGACAGAGAGCAGCCUACUCUCAGAUAAAGAGUCAUGUCAUUGUCAUCGAUGUAUCACAGCUCACUCACUCAGGUCUCCGCUCCCGGCUGCUGUGUGUUUUGUGUGGUGUUUGUAGCCAAAGAGAACUAUUUUGAUUAAGUCAUGCCACAGAGGACCAAUGCUGUGUGUUUCACUUGUUUACCUUUUUGUAGACUGUAUAUGAAUACUGUAAAUGUAUAUUUGUGUUUGUGGCAGGAAUGUUUAAUAAAUUAACUUGUGUUUUAAAAGCA